UAAUAUUUUUAUUGGACUGAAGUUUUAUACUUUUUCGUUUAUUAUUGAUAAUUUUAAUAAUAUUUUGUUAGUUUUUGACACUUAAAAACAAAAACGAUUUCCAAAAAAUGCCACGAAAUAUCGUAGUCACUACUUACACUAAAAAUAUUAAAGAGAAAAUGGAACUUAAACGUAGACCGAAAUAUACAUUUAUUCAACUCCUAAAUUUCGUACAUUGUCUUGGCCUAUUUAUCAUUAGAUAGGCAAAGAGAACUAAAACUAUGCCGCCGAAUUUUUGUAACAAAAAACUAUAUUAUUAUCGACAAGGAACGUACAAUGGAAUAAUUUAAAGACAGAACCCAAUCCCCUCAAAAUCUUAACCGUCCAACAGAAAUCCAUCAAUUUCAUAGUUGGGAAUUUGCUUAAAGUCCAACAGAGAUUAUGGUAGACCCAAAAAAAUAAAAACUAUUUAACAUCUUGUCCUUCCACCAAAUCCUUAUCAACUUCUUUCACUCUCACUUUAAAUAGGAACUAACUAGUAAAAACAAAUCUAAGUAGUCCAAAUAUAUAAUAUAGGUAAAAUGGGAUUCUUUUUUUCAGUGUGAGAUAUUCCGUCAAAGUAUCCAAAUAUUCAGUACCUAUACUUCAAAAAAAAGUCACACUUGACAUUGACAUUUAUUAUCAAUGUUUUUUUUACAUAGACCUAUAUAGUAUUUUUAGUGCCGUAAAAUUUCAAACAGCAACAGAGUCAGCGUGCUUCUUUCUCAUACUGUCCGUUGUUGAUAUUGUUUUAGUAAAAUAAAUUCACAGGAUAAAACUUGAUCAUGGCGGGCGUGCUAUUCGAGGACAUUUUCAACGUCAAAGACAUGGAUCCGGAGGGCAAAAAGUUCGACAGAGUCAGCCGAUUGCAUUGCGAAUCGGAGUCAUUCAAAAUGGAUUUAAUAUUGGACAUUAAUUCUUGGAUAUAUCCAAUGCAACUAGGCGAAAAGUUUCGUCUAGUUUUGGCCACGACGUUGAGGGAAAACGGAUACCCUGACGGCGGAGAAUGGAACCCUCUGGAAACCGAAGGAAAUCGAGCAGAUAGUUUCGAAUAUGUCAUGUCCGGAAAAGUAUACAGGAUAGAAGGUGACGAGGCAGCGAUGGAGCCGGCAUCCAGAUUAGCGGCCUACGUCUCGUUCGGUGGCCUCCUGAUGCGGCUGCAAGGGGACGCGAACAACUUGCACGGCUUCGAAGUUGACCAGCACAUGUAUUUGUUGAUGAAGAAAUUAGCGUUUUAGUUCUAUUAUAUUAUUUGUAAAAUUAACUCUAAGAAAUAAAUUUGUAUAUUUUUAAGCA
Bombyx mori (domestic silkworm) is the source of this 1314-nucleotide messenger RNA. RefSeq names its product DNA-directed RNA polymerases I, II, and III subunit RPABC3 (gene Rpb8). The coding region runs from base 804 to 1256 and encodes 150 amino acids. Gene Ontology annotation, cellular component: RNA polymerase II, core complex; RNA polymerase III complex; RNA polymerase I complex. Gene Ontology annotation, biological process: DNA-templated transcription. The record is from RefSeq and is a predicted model, not a curated record. NCBI's taxonomy places the organism in Eukaryota, Metazoa, Arthropoda, Insecta, Lepidoptera, Bombycidae. The transcript is spliced from 2 exons.